CAAAACCCAUCUUUCAGAGUCACACCACAAAGAUGGCGACCACUUCAUCGACGAUCCAAGUCCUUGUCUUCUCAAUUUCCCUUUUCUUGGUCGCUUUCCAAACAGUCAAUGCAGACUAUUACCGUCCAAGGCCACCGGUUACUCCUACCCCCUACGUCCCUAAGCCACGGUGGCCAAUUCCAAGCCGGAGCCCCAAGCCUGUUUAUCGUCCCCCAAGUCUACCCGCUGGCUCGAUCGCUAGACAAUUCCUUGACCCACAUAACGCUCUUCGGUCUGGACUAGGUUUGUCUCCAUUGGUUUGGGACGGCAAGCUAGCCAGCUACGCGACAUGGUGGGCUAACCAGAGGCGUUAUGACUGUUCAUUGACCCAUUCUACCGGCCCAUAUGGUGAGAACCUGUUCUGGGGAAGUGGCUCGAGCUGGGCACCAGAAUUCGCGGUGCAGUCAUGGGUCGUUGAAGGAAGCUCCUACAACUACAACACCAACUCGUGUGACGGAAAUGGAAUGUGUGGUCAUUACACUCAGAUGGUGUGGCGUGACACCAAAAGGCUUGGAUGCGCAAGUGUGGUCUGUGAGAACGGUGCCGGAGUCUUCAUCACUUGUAACUACGACCCUCCGGGUAACUAUGUUGGCGAGAAACCUUAUUAAGAAAAAAAAAAAUUAAUUUAAACCGUUUUUUUUUACUUCAUUUCGUUUAAUUU
This is a messenger RNA of Eutrema salsugineum, 700 nucleotides long. RefSeq names its product pathogenesis-related protein PR-1. The transcript has 2 exons. Gene Ontology annotation, cellular component: extracellular region. The record is from RefSeq and is a predicted model, not a curated record. The coding region runs from base 33 to 647 and encodes 204 amino acids. Lineage: Eukaryota; Viridiplantae; Streptophyta; Magnoliopsida; Brassicales; Brassicaceae.